CGGCCAGAAAUCUUCACACGACUAAAGCGCUUAUCCGCUGAAUCUGAGGGGAAACCAUUCCAGGAGAUCUACUCGUCUGUCUAUGCAUUACACAAAGAGUCGUUGCAGAAAGGCUCCAUGCAAUUGGAUGAGCAGAUGGAUGAUGGUACGGAUUAGACUUUACUAGAUCCCGAACCUGACACAAUGGCUAAACAGCCUGGCGCCUUUGAAUUCCCCACGGCGCGGUGGAAGAAUAUUGAAAAAGUGUUUCCAGUACAAGCUGCAGACGCUAUCCGCCACGCGCCCCAGCGUAUAUUAGAUCCAGAAAUAACAGAUUGUGUGCGAUCAAGAUUCCCUAGGGGCCGGAGUGAUGGCGAUGCAAUCAUCUGGUUGGAUAUCGGGUCUGUUGGAACGCUGCCAUUGCUGCAUAACUCCGAAUCGGGCAUUAGGACAGACCAAGUUCGUGCGGUCUUUGGAGAUACUAUUUCGAAAGCUAUUGACGAAAGUGACUUGCGAGGGUGGGAAAAGAGAAAUGGACGUAUGAAUACAACAGAAUGCGUGAAGGUGAAGCCUUUGUAUAUUGUCGCUGAAAUGCCCGCCGGGACCUUCAUCAAGCCGUUACUUUCCUUGGUAUUCCAAACUUCGCGAUCCGCUUCGAAAAAUACCACUUCUUCGCAAUCUCUGCAAAGGAGUUCCCGAUCAACGGUCGCCGCUUCGAUCGACUCGAGCGAUACAUAUUCGGUGAGAUUCUUCAAUCGAUCGUCGUCUGCAGGGAGCGUUUCCCAUCGUGAUGCCUGGCGGUAUUAGAUUAUUGUCAUAACAGUCUGAAAAGGUAUGGUUUAUGAGGAUAUAAAGCCUGCUGUAGUUUAACAUCAGUCUUAAUGUCAGUCGGAAGGGACUUUGGAGGCGCUGGGUGGCUUUACCUUGAAGGCAGAUUGGUGGCGUUGAGAUUGCUACAGCUUUGAGAGCUGUGAAUAGACUCCCGAGAAGUUGCAAUUUGCAGGGUGCUUGUAGGCGGCGCCUUGCGUCGCAUGGAG
Molecule: messenger RNA, 1016 nt
Organism: Aspergillus ibericus CBS 121593
Lineage: Eukaryota; Fungi; Ascomycota; Eurotiomycetes; Eurotiales; Aspergillaceae
Exons: 4
Coding region: 184-786 (200 amino acids)
Source: RefSeq, a predicted model, not a curated record